Molecule: messenger RNA, 1318 nt
Organism: Carassius auratus (goldfish)
Lineage: Eukaryota; Metazoa; Chordata; Actinopteri; Cypriniformes; Cyprinidae
Product: zinc finger protein 444-like
Exons: 2
Coding region: 404-1309 (301 amino acids)
Molecular function (GO): nucleic acid binding; zinc ion binding
Source: RefSeq, a predicted model, not a curated record
GGCGGCGGAGGCGUGGUUCAGCGAGGUCUGCGACGGGAGAGAGAGUGAGGAGACGAGCGGUGGUAAGUGGCUCAAGUGAGAAACAAGUAACACCUGCUUCUCGUUGCAGUGAUUGGCGUGGGGAAUCGGCAUUUAAGCCGCCCGCGAACCGGCAGAGACAGAGAGAGCUGAGGACUCGUGGGAGAAAGCAGCAGACGUGCGGGAGAGACCGUAACCCAGAAUAGUGUUCAGUGAACGUGAUUGAUGCGCAUGUGGCGCGAGUUUUGUUUUCUUUUUUUGAGCUAAUAAAUAUUCCCACGAGCCUCAGAACGCCGACUCCGUUCUCCUUCCUUCUCAGCUGAUCUUGAGCUUAAUAUCUCUACACUGGUGCCGAAACCCGGGAGGGAAGGAGAAUCACCCCGCCAUGCAGACUCCGCCAGGAACAUCGGGAUCGCCGUUUGCGGAGAUCAUCACGUCGCUCGCGGGCCUGCACCAAGAACACCACCAGGCCCUGCUGGACUUGCGGGCCGACCACGAUCGCCGUUUCCAGGCGAUGAUGCAGGCCCAGCAGGAGGACCGCGAGCUGUUCCGGAGCUUCCUGGUGUAUGCCGACCUAAAAAGAGCUAUUCUCCAAAGGGUCGGCCUCAGCCCCGAGCAGCAUCGUCAGCGCUUCCGGUCGCUGGACCUGGCCGAAGCGGGCCGGCCCUUUGUCCUGGCCCAGCAGCUCCGGGACUCAUGCCGCAAAUGGCUGUUGGCCGGAGGAAGCGACGCCGAGAGUAUCAUCAACACGGUGGUACUGGAGCAGUUCGUCUCCCGUCUCCCGAAAAAGACUGCUCAGUGGGUCCAGUGCCACCGGCCGGCGUCGCUGGAUCUGGCCAUCCAACUGGCGGAGGACCAGCUGGCGGCUUGUUCCGGGGUCGGCGAACCCCUUCCAGCUAUCUCUCUCUCUCUCUCUUCCCCUACAUCUCUCUCUUCCCCUACCCCAAAGUCUGUUCCUUCUCCUAGGACCCGAGUCGGGGGGCCACCGAGGGCCGCGCCGCGUUGGAGGACGGGGACGGAGCUGGCGGCCGGGUCGAGGGGCCCUGCCAGGGGAGCGGGGCCGGCGUGCUGGGAGGGGGGCGAGGAGGCUCCUGUCACUUCCCCACGCCAAUCACCUGACCCACUUCCGGCCACUAGGGCGGCGGGGAGGCCUGGGCCAGCCUGCUGGCGUUGCGGGGAUCCGGGCCAUUUUGUGGAUAGGUGCCCGGUCAUGGAGGUGGGGACGUUGGUCCGGAUCCCGGAUGACCCGCAGGCUGCCCCCGAUCAAGCCGGGUUGUACCAAAUACCCUGAUUGGCGUGG